AUGAUUGCACCGGCCCUGCGGCCAGUUUCGAGUUGGACGAUCAGUACUUACCCAAUGGAACACCAAUAUAUGACCCAGACUCCCAUGCAGUCACCCAUGUAUUACUACACUCCUCAAAAGCAGCAGCACAUCCACUACAACUCGCACAUGGCUCCUCAGAACAUGGACUACUUUUCUCAACCCGUCUCAUCUCACGUUCUGUACUCUCAGCGCAGCUCUCCUCUCUACCAGCAACAGCCUCAGUACAUCUCGCAAGCUAUGCUCACUCCUGCUGCCUCGCCUCGCCCCCAGCACCAGAAGCCUACCAUCAUGCUCCAGCAAGAGAUGCACAACAUGAACAUGUCGUUCGACUCUGACUGCUACGGCCCUGCCACCCCCACUCUGUCUGCCACCAGCUUCAACUCUGCCGACAGCCCUCAGUCCAACUACCACAUGAUGCCCACGCCCGCCAACGAGCUUCACAUGAACCCUUUCGACGGGCUCAAGCAGAACUGUGAGGACGACAUGUUUGGUGAGUGGACUCACAGCUACCUGCUGUCGACGUCUGCAUGCCCAUCAUUGUCACCCUCGCCAUCGCCCAUCCCGCGCUCUGCCAUCAACGACGCCAGUGUCUGCGAUCCCCGCACUCUGACCGUCCCCAGCAACGUUCUCCCCUGUUUGCCCACCCUGUGCGCCGGCGAUGACGAGGAGCACAAGUUGAUACUCAAGGGCGACUUCACUCCCUCCAAGACUUUCGACGCGUUCGAGUUGAUGCCUGCCAACCACGGCUUCCCCACAUUCGAGCCUCUUUUCGAGCUCGACGUCGAGGACGACUUCUGCGCCAGCAAGCGCCAGCGUCUUGACUCACACUUCACCAACGACUCCAGCUUCUGCUUCACCGACGCCAGCUUCAGCGACGAGGACCUCACUUUCUCCCCUUGCCAGUCCGAGUUCUCCUUCACUUCCGGCCCCGUCAUCGACAUGACUCCCGCCCGCCGCACCGUCGCCAAGAGAUCGGACAAGGUCCCUCAGUACGCCGCUGCCGGACACUCGACCAACAGCCAGCCUCAGCAAGUUCCCAGCAACGCUGCUGCCUCUUCCUCCUCAUCUGCCUCUGGCGAUGACCACUCCCACUCUGGCCCUUCCUCCUCCUCGACCACCCGCCGUGGUCGUAAGCAGUCUCUGACUGAGGACCCUUCCAAGACCUUCAGCGAGACCCCUGACGCCAGCGAGCUCGGUGCCAUGCUCUUCGACCACGCCGCCGCGGUCGCCGGGUCCAGCAGCAGCAGCCAAUCGGGUUACGAGUCAGCUGAGGACAACAGCUUCCAGCAGAAGAAGAGAAAGCGCGAUGACUAG
This is a messenger RNA of Aureobasidium vineae, 1335 nucleotides long. NCBI's taxonomy places the organism in Eukaryota, Fungi, Ascomycota, Dothideomycetes, Dothideales, Saccotheciaceae. The record is from the annotation of a GenBank genome assembly.